Limanda limanda (common dab) is the source of this 3213-nucleotide messenger RNA. RefSeq lists its product as uncharacterized. Gene Ontology annotation, biological process: negative regulation of transcription by RNA polymerase II. The transcript is spliced from 3 exons. The record is from RefSeq and is a predicted model, not a curated record. NCBI's taxonomy places the organism in Eukaryota, Metazoa, Chordata, Actinopteri, Pleuronectiformes, Pleuronectidae. Bases 141 to 1883 code for a protein of 580 amino acids. Gene Ontology annotation, molecular function: DNA-binding transcription repressor activity, RNA polymerase II-specific.
CAAAAGCUACAGCAGAGAGGAAACCAUGUUGUGAAAAAUGUGUGUUUGUGUCGCUUCCAUGGUUUUUAACACGUUUCUGAAUAACUGAGCGUGUUGAUGUGAAGUUCAUCUGUCGCCAGCAGCAGCGGGGGUUUGGAUUCAUGGACAAAGACAAGAGCCACGACACUCAUGCUCCGUGCUCCUGGAUGGAGAUGCAUCAGUUCAUUGGUGAGCUCAUCACAUCUGGAAACACCUCCAAGGAUCAGCCAGAUGUGCUAAACGCAGCCUGGGGAAUGAGUGGAGGUGCUGGAGCGUCCCUGGGGUUCAAAGCCGCUUCGCUGGAGCCUCUACAACAUCCUCCACCUGAGGCCGGCCGACACACCCAGCCUCGGUCACCUCCGAGGAAAGGAGAGGCCAGAGACAGAAGUGAAGAUGUGCAUCACGCCUGCACCUGCCCUGGCUGCCCUUACUCCACGUCCCCGCCUUCCUUUGAGACCUUGAAACCCGGACACUCUCUGUCCUCGAUGGGGAGGACGGACGCCGUGUGCCACCCCAAAGACCUCAGCAUGUGCCUCCCGGACACCACCGCACAAAGCAGCAGCAGCGCAUCUGAGUUAGGGACCAGGACGUCCGGUCGACUGCAGGGGGAGGACCCAGACAGAGGGACCCAGAGCCCGGAGCAGAACUCAGAGGCUCAUCCACCCAGAGCGUCCUCCAGUUCCUUGUCCAGUCUCUCCAGGUUCCCCUGCCUGUGCUGCCACCGCAGCCUCCAGCCCUGCAGUCAGUUGCCAAGCAACCGGGACGGCUCGGACUCGCCGCUUUCCCAAACCCACGCCCAUCAUCAUUUUCAUCACCACCACUGCCCUUUAACCUCUUGUUUUUCCUGCCCUCAUCUUGCCCACUCUAGCUCCCAGCAGCUGCCUGGUCCCUUUCCCUGCUUCUCCUGCCAGCGCUCCUUUCCCACCUGCCCUCAGGUCUUCCACCAGCAGCAGAGGCCAACGCCGCAGCGGGAGGAGAGAGGCAGGACGGCGGCCUCUCUGCUGACGCUGCACCCCUGCAUGCACUGCUCGGCCUCCUUCACACGGCCGUCCCAGCUGCUGCAGCACCAGCGCUCCGAGCACGCCCACAAGCCGUCGGGCUUCAUCUGCACGGAAUGCGGCAGGGCCUUCAACUCCCACAGCAACCUGCGCAUCCACCUCAACGUGCACACCGGAGCCCGGCCCUACACCUGCUCCGACUGCGGGAAGAGUUUUAGCCAAUCAGGGGCUCUGAAGAUCCACAGGCGGAUUCACACAGGGGAGAGGCCGUAUUCCUGCGGGUUCUGCGGCAGGGGGUUCCCCCAUCUGGCAGGGGUCCGGGCCCACCAGAGGACCCACACGGGAGAGAAGCCCUACCGCUGCAGCCAGUGUGGCAAAUGUUUCACGCAGUCGGGGGCUUUGAAGAUUCACACCCGCAUCCACACAGGAGAGAGGCCCUUUAGCUGCAGCCUCUGUGGGAAAAGCUUCUCCAACCGCUCUGGGAUUCGCUUCCACUACCGCACAGUUCACGGCCUGGCGUUCGAAAACGCAGGUGAAGCCGGGGCUGGGGGAGCGCACCGUGGGGCAGCAGGCCGGGGUUUUCCCAGGACUUCACCCCCAGCCAGUGUUGGCCGAAUUGCACCUAACAGGACGGAUAGUGAAUCACAUCCAACUGCGACUUCCAGAGAAUCUGCUGAGUCGACCGCUGCUGAAGCAAGAAACCCAGGCAGUAACAGAGAGCGGCUUCUGUACGUGUGUGAAGACUGUGGCCUGCGAUUUAAAGAUGCUCCGUCCAGGAACCGACACCAGACCCUGGAGCACUACUCCUCUGAGGGGAGAGACGAGGAGGAGGGGGUUGGAGCAGAGGGAAGAGUUGAGCACAAAUGAGAGGGUCCGGGGUGAAGGGGGAGAGUGAAUCGAUGAGAGAUGAUACCACUUUGCGUAUCAGCCUAAAACGAGAAUUUUGGACAUUUACCAUGUCUGGUAUCAAUAUCAGAACAUCCCUAAAAUAAAUGUGAUUGGGGCAUCAACAACACCAAAGUUUGUAAAGUGUUAACAAAUAUUUGUGUGGAAUAUAUAUUUUCUUGGUAUUGAACUACUUCUUUUCGAGCUAUGUGGAUUAAAAUAAGUAUUCUCUAAAUAGACUUUAAAUUGUCAGCCCUAAAAGGAUUUCAAGAAGAUUCUGUACAACUAAUAUGCACUUGUUCCUAUUAUAAAAGCAAAAUAGUCUUAAUAGUUCUUCAGCAUUUAAUUGAUCAUUGUUAGAUUCUCUAUAAGGGAGAUAUUCAGGUGUGUGUAGCUUCAUGCUAUUGGCUUAAAGUAGAUGCUGCAGUACCACACCCACACACCAGGCCGAUGUCUGAACUGUUUUCAGUCGUUUUAUUGUGCCUUCUCCAGCAGUGGAAGAAGCUGUAUUCUUCUUAUUAGAGCCACAGAAAACAAUCACAAAAUUUCACUUUAGUAACAGUUUCAGAUAUAACGCAGGGCUGUCUCUGCCACCUGGUCUCAUUGUAAUCAGACAAGUAAUAUUUUUAAUCUUAAAUAUAUAUAUCUUAUAUUUUUGUCAUAUCAGUUGAAUUAAAUUAUGUUAUUUCACUGUUUAUGACCUUUAUUUCUCAUAUGAAAAUAGCUAAUUAACUUUAUUUGUGCUUCUCACUGAGAAAGAUGUUGAAAAUGAACGAAGAGGCCACACACUAGCUCCUCUAGUAUUAGUCUAGUUUCAGCUCUGGAGUAUGUCCGAGUCUUGCUCAAGGACACUGCAGUAGUUUAAAUCACAUCUGAAGUCCUCUCUCUUAAUAACGACCUAACCUUGCCUGUUGUGCCUUUCUGUAUUAUUGCAUAUUUGAAACCAGUAUUUGUUUGUUACUUUACUUUGUACGUUAUAAAUGGAUGAUGGUACAGGAACAACAACCAGCCGAUUAAAGACAACAAUCCACUAUUGUUACAUAUUCAAAGAGAGCCACCUAGUGGUUAUUUAAAAUCACAGCAACAUCUGAACCACUUUGUUACAGUGAACCGUUUACAGUGCUUCUUAAAUGUUUCCUCUUUACAAAACACGUUGAAAUGAAACUUUGUGAAUACAAUGUUUGGUGAGUUCAAGUAACAUUCAGUUCUUUGCAUUAACCUGUUAAACAGACUGACCCAUACAUUGCUGUAUGUAUUUUCUGAAAGUGCAGCACAUGACAACAAUAAACAGCAUCUCUGAGAUGCAACUGAA